This is a messenger RNA of Chelonus insularis, 3224 nucleotides long. Its product is annotated as zinc finger Y-chromosomal protein 2-like. The coding region runs from base 60 to 3059 and encodes 999 amino acids. Gene Ontology annotation, cellular component: nucleus. The transcript is spliced from 2 exons. Gene Ontology annotation, biological process: regulation of transcription by RNA polymerase II. The record is from RefSeq and is a predicted model, not a curated record. Gene Ontology annotation, molecular function: transcription coregulator activity. Lineage: Eukaryota; Metazoa; Arthropoda; Insecta; Hymenoptera; Braconidae.
UAUGGCAGCGUUGUCGUAGUGCGAAUGUACCCGGAAAAAAUAGCCUGCGAGAUAAGCAAAUGUCUCGUGAGGAAGUAGUUUCCACUUUUUCAAGAUCAAAAUUAAUUCCUAGAUUAUUUCAGUGUCGUAAAGGUUUAGAUAUUGAAAAAUAUUUAACUAUUGAAGAAGAACAUGUUGACGAAGACGAUUCCGAAUAUCAGGUUACGAAUCAGCGUCAAAUAUGUACGAAUAAUUAUAAACCAAAGAAAAGAACUAAAAAAAAUAAAACACGAAUAAACCAAGUUUUAGAUCUCACUGAAGACUCUUCAAAGUCUUGGGGCGGAUAUUGUCAAUCUAUUAAUGGAAUAUAUGAAAUUCCGGUUACUAAUAAUGGCAACGACAAAAGUACAGAUACUGAAACGGUGGAAGAUAUUGAGAAAUGGUUAAAAACUCGGACUGAAUCAAUAUCAAGCAUCGAAAUGGAUCCAACAAAGUGUGAAGUGGACGAGGGUGUUGAUAGAUAUUUAGAAGCUGAACUGUCACAUUCAUUUUUAGAAAAAGAUCCAGAUGGUUUGUCCAUCGAUAUUGAUUUAUCUGAUAAAAAAUUAAGUUUAGGUUACGAUCCUAUUCUUCAAGAAUUGCAAAGUGAAAAACUAUUAGAAGUCUGUGAAAAAGAUGGUUUUAUACUCCCAGAAUUUCAACUAGAUCAACUGGAUGGAUUACCUAUUGCACCCAAUGAUAUGAUGGUAGCUGGAGAAAUUCUUCCAUCCACCAGUAGUCAAUCGAAUUUAGCUAUUAAUAGCCAUGCAGAUAUAUAUUCUGAUAACGUAAAGAAGCAUAGUAAAUGUCUAGAUACAGAUAAUAUUGGUGAUAAGUCUGAUGAUGUGAACGUUUAUACUUUACCUGAAGAAUUUAUGAAUUCUGAGAUAAAACAAUCUUCAAGUAAUGAAAAUCACGAUAAUUUGCAUGAUUUUGAUGAGGAAACAUCAAAAAUACUUGAAGAAAUAAAUUCAGUCAAUUCAACAGCUUCAAUAAUUGAUUCUGAAGUUCAAAACUCAUCAAUCGUUGAAGAAGAAUUAAAAGAAGCUCAUAAAUUUAAGCCCAGUAUAAUGAAGAAAUGUCCAAAAGUACCUGAAGAAAUGCAUAAUUUUAAUAAUACGGAUGAAGAAAUUCAAGAAGACUGCCAGAAUGAUGAAAAAAAUAAUGUUAUGACUAUCGUUGCUAUAUCCACUGAUAAACGUUCAAACAUGACUCAAAUAGUUAUUAAUACAGAUAAAGGAGAACAAAUUUAUAGAGGUAAAACAUCAGAGCUGAUGGAAGCCACUGGUUACUUUUCGAAGCUUCCUAAAAAUAAUAUAACUUGGAAUAAUUUAACAACAAAUAAUGAUAUGAGCCCACCUUCAAGUAAUCAUGAAAUAAUUAUAUCAAAUGCUUUAGAAGAGCUAGGAUACACUGAGGAUAGUUUGGUCUCUGUAAUUCUUCCUGAAAAUCGAAGAACGUGGAUUUGUCCCAGAGAAGAAUGUAGAAAAGAAUUCAAUAGAUUGUAUGCGCUUAAAAGUCAUCUAUUAGCUCAUCAUGGGAUUCGUCCGUUCAAGUGUGACUAUGAAGGUUGUACUUGGGCAUUUCAUUCAGAAUUCAAGUUGAAACGACACAAGGAGACGCAUUUAAAACGCAAAGAUUAUGUUUGCCAAGUGCCAGAUUGUAACAAGCGUUUUACAACAGUAUACAAUUUAUGGACGCAUGAAAAAUUACAUACAAGACCGAACAGAAUAGUUUGCCAAGUUCCUGAAUGUGACGAAAAAUUUCAAACUAAACGAGCUCUUGAGUUACACAUGAAAACUCAUGAUCAAAGUCAUGCACCUUACGUAUGCUUUCAUGAAGGAUGUGGCAAACGUUAUUACAGCAGUAAUGCUUUAACAUCUCAUCAAAGAUGCCAUAGUUAUAAAGAAGUUGAUAUUAAAUGUUCAUGGCCAGGAUGUGGAAAAAUAUUCGAUAAGCCAUGUAGAUUAAAAGCACAUUUGCGAUCUCAUACAGGAUCUAAACCUUAUCUCUGCGAGUUUCCAGGUUGUCCAUGGGCUUUUACGUCAUCUAGCAAAUUGAAGAGACAUGAAAAAAAACAUACUAAUGAUCGGAAAUUUGUGUGCGAUGUUGAUGGAUGUAGCAAAGCUUUUAUGCGUUCAGAGCAUUUAAAAGAGCAUAAAUUAACACAUACUGAAGGCCGUUAUUUUCAAUGUUAUUUGUGUGAUGCUCGAUUUUCUGCUAAAAGUAGUCUCUAUGUUCAUAUAAAAAAGCACCAGACAAGCAAAGAAGCUUUAGAUAAUGCAGCAGUACAGUCAUUAUUAGAUGCUAAAUUAAGUUUUGGAGAGAAAGACAAUUUAGAAGAUUUUUACAAUGAAUUACCAAUUGAAUUGGAAGCAGAUCUUACUAAUGAAUCAUCACAAGAAAUAUUACUGGUCAAAGCUAAUGUUGAAUCUACCAAUGAUAUUUCUAAUGAUAAUAUAGGAGUUGAUCACAUAGCUACACCAAAAUUAAAGUUUACUUGUCCUGUUGAUACAUGUUUACGAUCCUACAUGACAAAAGCAUCUCUACGAACACACAUGGUUAAAUGUCAUGGCGAACGAACAAAACAAGAAGCAUCCCUAACACCACAAAUGGAUUACAUGCUAUUUACUGGUGAAGAUAAUGCUCAAAUACCACAAAUUGCUGUUGAUUCUGAAAUAGCUAAUGUGUCGCUAGAUACAUCCUGUUUACCCGAGCCGAAACCACCACCGCAAAGUUCUGUGAAAAAAUGCACAGUUGCUCAUAGUGAUAUUGAUCAAAAGGUUAAAAAGAAUCAUGGAGCAGCUAGAACAGGACUUGUUUAUUCAGAUAUACGAAAAAUGAAAAAAAAUAAUGCAACACUGAAUUCUAUUGUUGGACCAUCAGAUGUUGUUCUUGGUUCAGCCGAUUUGGGAGAAGGUUUUUUCUUGCAUGAAGAAUUGACAUCAAUGUAUUAUGAAGAUGAUAUGGUUGGAACUCCAAUUUUAUUGCUGGAUUCAGCUGCACCAGAAACAGCCAUGAAUCUACGCGAUCUUGAGUGACAAUCGUUACUUUUAUUUUAAUAUGUAUAUGUAUAUUAGUUAGAUUUUUGACAUUGCCUGUGAUCAAACAAUGGCAUCAUUUAGCCUGCAUUCACAUAUAAUCAGCUCAUUAUUAGUUUUAAAUUGUUAUUUUUUAUUAAUAAAACGUUGAUAUUUUUCCAUAAA